This is a messenger RNA of Parnassius apollo (apollo), 3744 nucleotides long. The record is from the annotation of a GenBank genome assembly. NCBI's taxonomy places the organism in Eukaryota, Metazoa, Arthropoda, Insecta, Lepidoptera, Papilionidae.
AUGAAAUACUUUUUGUUGCUAUCGUUGGGCGUCCUGCUCCUUUCAGGAUGGUCCCAUGCUCAAGAUGAGGGAAUUGGUGUUGGUACUGUUGAAGAAGUAACUGUAGACUCAGAUCUGGGUGCGUCCCGGGAAGGCUCACGAACAGAUGCGGAAGCGGUGCUCCGCGAAGAGGAAGCUAUCUCGCCAGACGGGUUGAGCGUGGCGCAGAUGCGGGAACUGCGUGAGCGCGCACAGAACUUCACCUUCCAGACCGAAGUUAACCGUAUGAUGAAGCUCAUCAUUAACUCUCUGUACAGGAAUAAAGAGAUAUUUUUGCGAGAGUUGAUUUCAAAUGGAUCGGAUGCGUUGGACAAGAUCCGUCUUCUGUCGCUAACUGACCGCAAUGUGUUGGAUGUGAACCCGGAUCUCAGCAUUCGCAUCAAAGCAGAUCCUGAGAAGCGACUACUGCACAUUAUAGAUUCUGGUGUGGGCAUGACGCGCAAUGAACUUGUCAACAAUCUCGGAACUAUUGCCAAGUCUGGUACUGCUGACUUCCUUUCCAAGAUGCAGGAUGCUGAGAAGACGAACGCGCAGGAAAUGAACGAUAUGAUCGGUCAGUUCGGCGUGGGGUUCUACUCGGCGUUCCUGGUGGCGGACAAGGUGACGGUGGUGUCGAAGCACAACAACGACUCGCAGCACGUGUGGGAGUCUGACGCCAGUUCGUUCAGCGUGGCUGAGGAUCCGCGCGGAGACACGCUCAAGCGAGGCACGCACAUCACGCUGCACAUGAAGGAAGAGGCGGCCGACUACCUGCAGCCGGACACGAUCCGAGCGCUGGUGAAGAAGUACUCGCAGUUCAUCAACUUCCCCAUCUACCUGUGGGCCUCUCGAACGGAGACUGUGGAGGAGCCCGAUCCGGACGACAAGGCAGAUGAUGUGGACACUGAUGAGGAUGCACAGGUUGAAGAUGCAACUGAAGAGAAGAGUGAGCCUAAGAAGACAGAGAAAACAGUUUGGGAUUGGGAGCUGAUGAACGACAACAAACCAAUCUGGACCCGUAAGCCGACUGAAGUAGCAGAUGAGGAGUACACCCAGUUCUACAAGAGCCUCACCAAGGACUCCUCAGCACCACUCGCUAGGGCGCACUUCGUGGCGGAAGGCGAGGUGACGUUCCGCGCGCUGCUGUUCGUGCCGCGUGUGCAGCCGGCCGACAGCUUCAACCGCUACGGCACCAAGACCGACCACAUCAAGCUCUACGUGCGCAGGGUCUUCAUCACCGACGAGUUCAACGACCUCAUGCCCAACUACCUCGCCUUCAUACAGGGUAUCGUAGACUCCGACGAUCUGCCCCUGAAUGUGAGUCGUGAAACUCUACAGCAACACAAACUCAUCAAAAUAAUCAAAAAGAAGCUCGUGCGUAAAGCUUUGGAUAUGCUCAAAAAGAUCCCUGAUGAUGAAUAUGAACACUUCUGGAAAGAAUACUCCACCAACAUCAAGCUGGGAGUGAUGGAGGACCCGAGCAACCGGUCCCGGCUGGCCAAGCUGCUGCGCUUCCACUCGUCGCGUUCGCAAGACAUGACCUUCCUGGCGGACUACGUGGCGCGCAUGAAGCCCUCCCAGUCCCACAUCUACUACAUCGCGGGCUCCAGCCGUGCAGAGGUGGAGAAGUCUCCGUUCGCGGAGCGGCUGGUGCGCGCCGGCUACGAGGUGCUGUACCUGACGGAGGCCGUGGACGAGUACUGCCUGUCCUCGCUGCCGGAGUACGAGGGCAAGAAGUUCCAGAACAUUGCUAAGGAAAUCUUCGAUGUCGAAGAGAGCGAGGCGCAGAAGGAGCGGCUGGAGGAGCAGAAGAAGCAGUUCGAGCCACUAACGCGCUGGCUGGGUGACAAACUGGGCGCCUGGGUCACGCGCGCCACCGUGUCCCGCAGGCUGUCCCGCUCGCCCGCCGCGCUCGUGGCCACCGUGUUCGGCUGGACCGGCAACAUGGAGCGCCUGGCGCUCUCCAACGCGCACCAGAAGGUACCGCCGCCGACACACGCACCACACCUACGUGCCAUACCUCACCACCACGCUACACUCCCACGCCUGGCGCUCUCCAACGCCACCAGAAGGUACCGCCGCCGACACACGCACCACACCUACGUGCCAUACCUCACCACCACGCUACACUCCCACGCCUGGCGCUCUCCAACGCCACCAGAAGGUACCGCCGCCGACACACGCACCACACCUACGUGCAAUACCUCACCACCACGCUACACUCCCAUGCCUGGCGCUCUCCAACACCACCAGAAGGUACCGCCGCCGACACACGCACCACACCUACGUGCCAUACCUCACCACCACGCUACACUCCCACGCCUGGCGCUCUCCAACGCCACCAGAAGGUACCGCCGCCGACACACGCACCACACCUACGUGCCAUACCUCACCACCACGCUACACUCCCACGCCUGGCGCUCUCCAACGCCACCAGAAGGUACCGCCGCCGACACACGCACCACACCUACGUGCAAUACCUCACCACCACGCUACACUCCCACGCCUGGCGCUCUCCAACACCACCAGAAGGUACCGCCGCCGACACACGCACCACACCUACGUGCCAUACCUCACCACCACGCUACAUUCCCACGCCUGGCGCUAUCCAACGCCACCAGAAGGUACCGCCGCCGACACACGCACCACACCUACGUGCCAUACCUCACCACCACGCUACACUCCCACGCCUGGCGCUCUCCAACGCCACCAGAAGGUACCGCCGCCGACACACGCACCACACCUACGUGCAAUACCUCACCACCACGCUACACUCCCACGCCUGGCGCUCUCCAACACCACCAGAAUGUACCGCCGCCGACACACGCACCACACCUACGUGCCAUACCUCACCACCACGCUACACUCCCACGCCUGGCGCUCUCCAACGCCACCAGAAGGUACCGCCGCCGACACACGCACCACACCUACGUGCCAUACCUCACCACCACGCUACACUCCCACGCCUGGCGCUCUCCAACGCCACCAGAAGGUACCGCCGCCGACACACGCACCACACCUACGUGCCAUACCUCACCACCACGCUACACUCCCACGCCUGGCGCUCUCCAACGCCACCAGAAGGUACCGCCGCCGACACACGCACCACACCUACGUGCCAUACCUCACCACCACGCUACACUCCCACGCCUGGCGCUCUCCAACGCCACCAGAAGGUACCGCCGCCGACACACGCACCACACCUACGUGCCAUACCUCACCACCACGCUACACUCCCACGCCUGGCGCUCUCCAACGCCACCAGAAGGUACCGCCGCCGACACACGCACCACACCUACGUGCCAUACCUCACCACCACGCUACACUCCCACGCCUGGCGCUCUCCAACGCCACCAGAAGGCGGACGACGCGGCGCGCAAGCAUCACCUUUCGCAGAAGAAGAUGCUGGAGAUCAACCCACGGCAUCCGAUCGUCCUGGAGCUGCUGCGGCGCGUGCAGGCGGACCCAGACGAGCCGCAGCUGCUGCGCGCCGCGCUCACGCUGCACCGCUCCGCAGCGCUGCGUUCCGGCUACAUGCUGCAGGAGGGGCAAGCUGUGGAGUUCGCGGAGACUGUGGAGGACAUGCUGCAGCAGGCGCUGGGCCUGCCGCCCGACGCGCGUCCCGACGAGGACGAGCUGGACGCCGACGCGGAGGCCGACGCUGAUGCCGAGGCCGAGGCCGACGCCGACGCCGAAGUGCCCGCCGACGACCACGACGAACUGUAG